AUGGCGACCCUCGAGGACGCCGUCCGCUUCGACCGCGAGCUGCGGCCGCGCGCCUUGCCCGCGCUCCUCGGCGACUUCGGCCUCGGCCACCUCACGCACAAGCUGCAGGCGGCUGAUUUAGACUUGCCGUCGGCGAAGCUACUCCAAAAGCACGACCUCGUCGAGCUGGGCAUCCACGGCGAUAGUGAUAGGGAAGCGUUCUUGGAGCUGCUGAAGACGAGGGACGUCGGCGUCGUGGUGUGGUACCGCGAAGACCGGGGCAUCGGCUUCGUGCGGCCGCUGGGGACGGAUUUUGACGACGGGCUGUCGAACGUCUUCGUGGCCAGGGCGGAUAUCGUCCGAGGCGCCAAAUCUCUGAGGAGCGGCGUCUUCGUGUCCUACGUCGCCGACGCGGCGGACGGCGGUCCUAAUGCUGUUGCCCGAGACUUACGCACAUUGGGAACGCAAGUACCAUCACAACCUUCCGGGACCAAGGCGGCGGACUGGCGCUGCCCGUGCGGCGAGGUCAAUUUCUCGCGGCGGUCGAGUUGUCGGCGGUGCGACGCUCCUAGGGUGGAGGGCGGGCCGGCGCUCUCGAAGACCGUGUUUGUUGGUUCAUUAGGACCAGAAACUAAAGCCCCGGCCAUCAAGCGCCACUUCGAAAGAGUUGUGGGCAAGGUUGUCGACUGCUCCGUCGUCCCGGGCAAGUAUUAUGGCUUCGUGACGUUCGAGACGGCGCAGCUGGCCGAAAAGGCUCUUGGGAAGCAUGAUGUGGAUGGGAGAUUGUUAACGGUGAAGAAAGACACGCGGCCGCGGGACCCGAAGGGGUUGAGUGGUCUACCGCGCUCGCGAGAGGCGUCGGUGGACUACACGCCGCCGCCGCCGCCGCCCCCUCCAAGGCCGAAAGUGGAUAUCGGCCCGCCGCCCGAGAACGCCUGGGGCGGUCCUCCCCGACAGUCACAGCCGCGGACUCUAGGACGGUCCGAGCUCGUUGACGACGCGGCGCUGCGGGGUUUCGCGGACUUGAUCGCGCGCGACGCGGGCGUGCCGUCGAACAACAACGGCUUGAACGGCGGCACGCUGCCCGGCUGGGGCGCGGCGCCGGGCUUUGGGAGUGCGAGGGAGGAAGCUAGACCGUCGCUCGUCGACGCCCUGGGCGGCGUCGAGCUCGCGCCGGCGCCGGCGUCGGCGGGCUUCUUCGGGAACGGGCUCGGCGGGCUGAACGCGCUGGCCGCCGCGCCGGCGCCGCCGCCCGGCAUGGCUCAACCUCCUGUAGAUUCUCGAUCUUUGCAGGAAAAGAUGCAGGACGCGAUCAAGCGCCAGGACCGCGAGGCGAUCCGCGCCUUGAUGGCCGGCCGCGAUAUUGGGGAGGACGAGGCCGAAAAGCGACGCAAGGAGGAGCUGGAGCGGCGCGAAAAUGCUUUACGGGAAGCGGAAAAUCAAAGGCGGCGCCAGGAGGCCGAAGAGUUACAAAGGCGCCAAGCCGCGGAGCGCGAGGCGCAACUGCGCGCCGCGGAACAGGCCGCGCGCGAGGCGGCGCUGCGCGAAGCUCGCGAGCAGCGCGAGGCGGCUUUACGCGCGCGGGAAGCCGAGGCCGCGCGCCUCGAGCAGACCGCGCGCGACGAGGCGGCGUCGUUAGCGCUCGCGCGGCGCAUGCUCGCCGACGACGAGGCGGCCCUGCAAGCGCGGGCGAACGCGCCGUCACAGCCCUUCGCGACCGUGUCAAACGUCAGAGCGCCGCAGAAGCUGCCCUCGACCAAAAACGAAAAGGGCUCGGCCUACGAUCCAACGCCGUCGGCGCCGGAAGUGAAAAGACGCGUCGACGCCUUUCUACGGGCGAAGAACAUUGAUUCGAGAGCGUGUGCCAAAAUGCGCGGCCUCAAGGCGAGCGACCAGAUCCGACUCCUCAGAAGGUUGGAGGCGCGACCGGUCGAUAGCGCCGUCGUCAUGGCCGCGGCGACGCGGGGCGACGACUUCGCGGCGACGGCGGCCGAACUGGACGUCUUGCCUUCGCUCGCUCUGCGCAAGUCCGCCGAUAGACUCGCUUUGACGUCUGCUGCUGUUGCUUUACUCGCGACGCUCGCCCCGAAGGACCAGGACCGGGUCGCGGCGUCCUUCGACUCGCCCAAUGGAUUGCGCGGUCUCCGGAACGUCGAGGGCUUCGUGCGGGCCUGCUUCGUGGGCGACAAGCAAAUUAAGAACCGGGCCGCAUCCGCCGCGGCGCGCUUGAUCGCCGCGGGCGGGCCGCCGCCCCGUCGGGAGGAGAAGGCUUCUGUUACAGUCACGAAGACGGCGGACACGUCCCCCGAGUCCGUCGCGCCGACGCUGAAAGCGCUGCGCGCGUGGCUCGGGACACGACCGGAAGGUAGAAUGCGCUCGGGCGAGAUCGACCGCUUCUUCAAUGCUCAUAGGGGACUACCAAAACCUAGAGGCAUCAAGUGGCUCGACCAGUACCUCAAGCAGUACGGCAUGCGCAAGCGCGAUUCCGGAAAUAGAAGCUACUUCUUCAUCGAGGUCGCGGACGGCUCGGCGCAGUGACAAUUCAGCACCCUUAUCGGAUAUUAGUGUACUAAUGAAUAC
Messenger RNA from Pelagomonas calceolata, 2559 nucleotides. The record is from the annotation of a GenBank genome assembly. NCBI's taxonomy places the organism in Eukaryota, Pelagophyceae, Pelagomonadales, Pelagomonadaceae.